CCCCCCCCCCCGGUGCAGCCGGGGAGACUCAGAGGCCUUAGUGCUUCUUUGUGUUUUGGAAGGGGAGCCUGGGGUACGCGAAAUCUGGCUAUUUCUGUUUGUUGUAUACACAUUUCCGUCCUUGGCCUUGCAUGGCCUUUUAUUUUAAAAAGUGUAAACCCACAGUCCCAAACCAGCUGGGACCCUGAGGCCGUCAACCCCUCCAGUCUCCUCUGUGACCCGCAGUCUGCGUCCUGUUCCCAGUUUCAUUCCUCAAGUGCAUAUAUUUUUAAUAUCUUUUAGUUACCCUGCUGUAUACUGUCAUCUUAGGGACCUUUUAAACAAUACCAGUAUGAGCAGGACCUACCCUGCUGCUCAGUGACCCCAGGCAGUGUGUCCUAAGGUGGUGUGUCCUCAGGCGUGCCACACUCCUCUGUCCUGUCCCGGGCACUAUGGUGGGGGCAUCCGGCGUCCAGGUGCAGAGGCAAAAGCUGCUCCCGGGUUUCCCAGAAAUGGUUCCCAGGCCUUGGCCCCAGAGAGCCAGUGCAGGUUGGGGGGUGGACCUCUGGCUCUGUGGGGGGGGGGUCUGUUCUGCUCCAGUGGGCCGCAUCUGCCUUGUCAUCAUCCAGACAGCCACAGCUGGCUCCUGGGUCCCCUCAUCAAGCAGCAUUUCCCAGUAACAAUGACUUCGUGGAACACUUAGGAAGCCCUUAAAAACCAUCCUUGGAUCUCUGAGGUGAGGCGGAACCAACCCUCCUGGCCAUGGGAGGGGCCGUGGUGGACGAGGGCCCCACAGGCGUCAAGGCCCCCGAUGGCGGCUGGGGCUGGGCCGUGCUCUUCGGCUGCUUCAUCAUCACCGGCUUCUCCUAUGCCUUCCCCAAGGCCGUCAGUGUCUUCUUCAAGGAGCUCAUGCAGGAGUUUGGGAUCGGCUACAGCGACACAGCCUGGAUCUCCUCCAUCCUGCUGGCCAUGCUCUACGGGACAGGUCCGCUCUGCAGCGUGUGCGUGAACCGCUUUGGCUGCCGGCCCGUCAUGCUUGUGGGGGGCCUCUUUGCGUCGCUGGGCAUGGUGGCUGCGUCCUUUUGCCGGAGCAUCAUCCAGGUCUACCUCACCACUGGGGUCAUCACUGGUGAGUGGGGCCGGCCGGUGGGCUGCAGAUGCCAGAAGGGUCAGGGGCCGUGCACUUCUGCUCCUGGGUCCGGGCCUCUGGAGGACAGCAGGAUGGGUGGCUGCGGGGUGUCCCGGCCCCACCUCGUUGUCCCCCUCUCGAGUGGGUGGGUGGCAGGGGCUCUGCACACUGGGAGCCCGAGCCUGUGGGAACCUGGGGGGCAGAGACGAGGGUCUCGGGCUUUGGGGGCAGCCUUGGGGGGCUCUCACCACGUUCCCUUUCCUCCAGGGUUGGGUUUGGCGCUCAACUUCCAGCCCUCGCUCAUCAUGCUGAACCGCUACUUCAGCAAGCGGCGCCCCAUGGCCAACGGGCUGGCGGCAGCAGGUAGCCCCGUCUUCCUGUGUGCCCUGAGCCCGCUGGGGCAGCUGCUGCAGGACCUCUACGGCUGGCGGGGCGGCUUCCUCAUUCUAGGCGGCCUGCUGCUCAACUGCUGCGUGUGUGCCGCACUCAUGAGGCCCCUGGUGGCCGUGGCCCAGCCGGGCUCGGGGCUGCCGCGAUCCUCCCGGCGCCUGCUAGACCUGAGUGUCUUCCGGGACCGCGGCUUCGUGCUGUACGCCGUGGCCGCCUCGGUGAUGGUGCUGGGGCUCUUCGUCCCGCCCGUGUUCGUGGUGAGCUACGCCAAGGACCUGGGCGUGCCCGACACCAAGGCCGCCUUCCUGCUCACCGUCCUGGGCUUCAUUGACAUCUUUGCGCGGCCGGCCGCGGGCUUCGUGGCGGGGCUUGGGAAGGUGCGGCCCUACUCCGUCUACCUCUUCAGCUUCUCCAUGUUCUUCAACGGCCUCGCAGACCUGGGGGGCUCUACAGCGGGCGACUACGGCGGCCUCGUGGUCUUCUGCAUCUUCUUCGGCAUCUCCUACGGCAUGGUGGGGGCCCUGCAGUUCGAGGUGCUUAUGGCUAUUGUGGGCACCCACAAGUUCUCCAGUGCCAUCGGUCUGGUGCUGCUGAUGGAGGCGAUGGCCGUGCUCAUCGGGCCCCCGUCGGGAGGCAAGCUCCUGGAUGCGACCCACGUCUACAAGUACGUGUUCAUCCUGGCGGGGGCCGAGGUGCUCACCUCCUCCCUGAUUUUGCUGCUGGGCAACUUCUUCUGCAUUAGGAAGAAGCCCAAAGAGCCACAGCCCGAGGUGGCGGCCUCGGAGGAGGAGAAGCUCCACAAGCCUCCUGCAGACUCGGGGGUGGACUUGCGGGAGGUGGAGCAUUUCCUGAAGGCUGAGCCUGAGAAAAACGGGGAGUUGGUUCACACCCCGGAAACGAGUGUCUGAGUGGCUGGGCGGGGCCAGCAGGCACAGGGAGGAGUUACAGAAGCCGGCAACGCUUGCUAUUUAUUUUACAAACUGGAGUGGCUCAGGCAUGGCCACGGCUGGGCUCCAGCUGCCGGCCCAGCGGAUCGUCGCCCGAUCAGUGUUUUGGGGGGG
Messenger RNA from Nomascus leucogenys (northern white-cheeked gibbon), 2559 nucleotides. It is a transcript of the gene SLC16A3, whose product is annotated as solute carrier family 16 member 3. Bases 742 to 2406 code for a protein of 554 amino acids. Gene Ontology annotation, cellular component: membrane. Lineage: Eukaryota; Metazoa; Chordata; Mammalia; Primates; Hylobatidae. The transcript has 4 exons. Gene Ontology annotation, molecular function: monocarboxylic acid transmembrane transporter activity. Gene Ontology annotation, biological process: monocarboxylic acid transport; transmembrane transport. The record is from RefSeq and is a predicted model, not a curated record.